UGGCCAAUUUUAUAUCAACUGGCAAGACGAUUGGUGAAAUAGUCGACUCCGCUGUUUCGUCAGUGCUCUGUGUUGUGACUGUCAAAACGCAAGGAAACUGAGCGAUUCAACCAGACGCACGGUGAGUGAUUGGAGAGACCAUGGCUACCGACUCUCCCCGUCGACCCAGCCGCUGUACAGGUGGAGUUACGGUGCGAGCACAGGCUGCCACAGAGCAUUCCUAUAUGGAGAGUGUUGUUACAUUUCUGCAGGAUGUUGUUCCACAGGCUUACACUGGUGCAGGGCCCACAGAUGAAAAGGAAAAAAUUGUAUGGGUCAGGUUUGAAAAAGCAGAUAUUAAUGACGUGGCCAGGUCCCCUGAGUUCCGUGAAAUGCCCAGUACUGGCAGCGACCCUCCAGUGCUGCUAAUGAUGGGUUACUCUGACGGGAUGCAGGUCUGGAGUGUAUCUAUUAGUGGAGAAGCUCAGGAGCUCUUCUCUGUACGCAAUGGACCGGUUCGAGCAGCGCGAAUUCUACCAGCACCGCACAUAAGUCCUUUGAAAGUUGACAGUUUUGUAGAGAAGAGAGCCCUGCUUGGUGUGUGCAAAAGUACAGGCUCUUCAGGCACCAGCCCUCCUUACUGCUGCGCGGAUCUGUAUUCACUGCGAACAGGAGAGAUGGUGAAGUCCAUUCAGUUCAAAACGCCGAUCUAUGAUCUGCACUGCAACAAACAGAUCCUCGUUGUUGUUCUUCAAGAAAAGAUAGCUGCGUUUGAUAGCUGCACUUUCACAAAGAAAUUCUUUGUCACAAGUUGCUACCCAUGUCCAGGGCCUAACUUGAACCCAAUUGCCCUGGGAAGUCGCUGGCUUGCCUAUGCUGAGAAUAAGCUGAUCCGGAGCCACCAGUCUCGAGGAGGGGCCUGUGGAGACAAUGCCCAGUCUUACACUGCCACGGUCAUUAGUGCUGCCAAAACGCUGAAGUCGGGGCUCACCAUGGUGGGGAAGGUGGUGACCCAGCUGGCCAGCACUCAGCCUGCAGGAGCCGCAGACGAGGAGGUGACCCCACACAGCUCAGCCCGCCGCAGCCCACACGCUCCCGGCAUCGUCACCAUCAUCGACACCCAGAGCGUGGGGGAAGGACAGGUAGUUCUUGUCAGCGAAGACUCGGACGGGGAGGGGCUUGUGGCUCAUUUCCCUGCUCAUGAUAAACCAAUCUCCUGCAUGGCUUUUAAUGAGAGUGGAAUGUUGCUUGUUACUGCUGACACACUAGGCCACGAUUUCCACGUUUUUCAAGUUCUGACUCACCCGUGGUCCUCGUCACAGAGUGCCGUGCAUCAUCUGUACACCCUCCACAGAGGGGAGACGGAGGCCAAGGUCCAGGAUAUCUGCUUCAGCCCUGACUGCAGGUGGGUGGUGAUCAGCACACUGCGGGGCACGUCGCACGUCUUUCCCAUUAACCCCUAUGGAGGGCAGCCAUGUGUGCGGACUCACAUGUCUCCCCGCGUCGUCAACCGGAUGAGCCGCUUCCAGAAAAGUGCUGGUUUAGAAGAGAUUGAACAGGAGCUCACCUCGAAGCAAGGCGGCCGCUGCAGUCCGGUUCCUGGCUUGUCGGGCAGCCCUUCGGGAUCCCCGCUUCAUGCGAAGUUAAGCAGCCAGGACACCAACAACAGCAUGGGCAACCCGCGGCUGUCUCCCCUGCCCAGUCUCACCAUAGUGGUGCCGCUGGCCCAGAUCAAGCAACCUAUGACACUGGGCACCAUCACCAAACGCACAGGCAAAGCCAAACCAGCCCCACAGAUUUCACCCAGCAAGUCGACUGGAGGGGAGUUCUGUGUCGCUGCCAUCUUUGCAUCCUCGAGGUCCUGGUUCAUAACGAACCCAAACAUGAAGCGAGAGAAAGAUCAGUCCAGGCAGCCUGUGGUGGACUCCCUCUAUAUUCUCAGUUGCUACGGUAACCUGGUGGAACAUGUGUUGGAGCCCCGCCCAAUCAACACCGCGCAGAAGAUCAGCGAUGACACGCCUCUGGAGCUCGUCACCUGUCCUCGAGCUAGCUGGACACUCGGCAGAACACCACAAUGGAAUGAACUUCAACCACCGUUUAACACAAACCACCCAUUGCUCCUGGCUUCAGACGCUGUGCAGUACUAUCAGUACCUUCUGUCUGGCUUGAUGCCCCCUGGAAGCCCUGGACCAAUCACCCGACACGAGUCCUACAACAGCCUGGCGUCUGAGCACAGCAGGCAGGAAGAUGAGGAGUGGCUUUCUCAGGUUGAAAUCGUGACCCAUACUGGACCACACAGACGCCUGUGGAUGGGCCCGCAGUUUCAGUUCAAGACGAUUCACCCGUCUGGCCAGACCACAGUGAUUUCCUCCAGCUCCUCUGUGCUGCAGUCUCAGGGACCCAGCGACACCCAGCAGCCACUGCUGGACUUCGACACCGACGAUCUGGACCUACACAGUCUCCGGAUCCAGCCUGUCCGCUCGGAGCCUGUCAGUAUGCCCGUCUCCUCAAGGAUAGUUGCAGAUCCCAGAGGGCAGUCCCCCAUGAUCGAUGCCGGAUCAGGAACCUUUGACCGCAGCGUGACUUUGCUGGAGGUGUGCGGCAGCUGGCCGGAGAGCUUCGGGCUGCGUCACAUGUCGUCCAUCGACAGCACGGAGGAAGGACUCCGCGAGAGGCUGGCAGACGCCAUGUCGGAGUCCCCUAGCAGGGACAUUGUCUGCUCCGGGACAGAGCUGCAGCGGGAGGGAAGCAUCGAGACGCUCAGCAACAGCUCCGGUUCCACCAGCGGAAGCAUUCCUCGCAAUUCUGAGGGAUACCACUCGCCUUACCCCACCAAUGAGAGCCAGCCCCUCAGCCUGUACCCCACAGGAUUCCCUUAAAUGAGCGUGCUAACAAGGAAACUGCCAUGUGACUAAUGGAAAAUUCCUCCAGCUCCACAAUCCUGACAUGUAACUGUAACCACCCUCAGCGGCCCACCAGUCGCUCAGUUAGGCGUGUGACACUGUGGACCGCUUAGUGAGGAUGAUCACAGGAUUACAUGUUUACCAUUGGUCCACUUAAACCUUGCCAGGGUUUUUCUUCUGGUUUGAUUGUUAGGAGCUUGUGUCAUGUACAGUAAAAUAAAAUUUAAAAAAACACAGCUAGGAUAUUUAAUAGAAGACCUAACCCAAUUAACUGCAUUGCUUAUUUAGUUUUUUUUUUUUUUUAAGAUGUAAUGGCUCAGUGCUAGCUGACUUUAGUUAGGCUCACCUUAAAUUUAAUUGCAUUUUAUUUGAAAUCUGAAUAUAAUGGGCUCUUUGUAUAAAGGAAAUGGCUGGAUUGGUUGGAAGAGCUCUGACUGGUGCGAUUCUUUCAGUGGGAGGGGCGUGAGGAUUGUCCAGUUAUCAUUGAAUCGUUGAAAGAUGCUGCCCUCUCGGGACUGUGGGAGCAGCAUUCCUACUCACAGCUCAUAUCUUCCCACUUUCACUCCAUCAAAGUCUCAAGUCAGAGUUUGUUGAACAUGCUUUUAAUUAUUAGCAUUAAAUAAAGAAAAACGGGCUUGGUGUAGUGUCACAUGUUGUGUCCUUAUUCCAGGUGCAGUAGUCUUUACUAGUUGUUACUGUACCCAUCAGAAUGUGUAGCCUGUAACAUUAAGAUGCAGGCUGGUGGAUGGCAUUGACCUGGGUAUAAAGAAGCACCCCGGGUGCCAUGCUCUGCCUGCAUUCGCAUCAUGGCUGCUUGCAUUUCUGGAGUCAGAAGAUUGUGAAACUGGCAGGUGUUUGGAUAGCUCACGUUUUCAGACCACGUCAGAACGUCCCCUCGGAAGUCUAGUACUUGGUUGAAGCAGCUAGUACACAAUGCUUGCUAUUUCCUGCUCUAAUAUUUCUCUAGGAUUCCGAACCAACACUCGUCAUAUUACAGCUUUUAAGAGCCGUGCAUUUCCAACAGGGAAAGUAAAUCACACCUUCCAGGACUCUGCAGAGGGAGACGAUUCAAAUAGGAAUGGAACGUGUGUAUUUUAAGAGCAGCAGCAGUGUGAGGCUGCACACCUGUCUGGUACAAUACAAUGGGUCUGCGUUUAUUCAGCUUCACUGGAGGGAUUGUGAUGCAGCUUAUUGAUCAUUAUGAAAAGGACAGUAUUUUUUAUUUUAUAAAACACGAUGCAUUUCAUUAUGUUUGUCAAGCAUACUUGCAAUAAAACGUUUAAUACCCA
Molecule: messenger RNA, 4171 nt
Organism: Acipenser ruthenus (sterlet)
Lineage: Eukaryota; Metazoa; Chordata; Actinopteri; Acipenseriformes; Acipenseridae
Product: BCAS3 microtubule associated cell migration factor-like
Exons: 24
Coding region: 141-2858 (905 amino acids)
Biological process (GO): response to starvation; autophagy
Cellular component (GO): cytoplasm
Molecular function (GO): protein binding
Source: RefSeq, a predicted model, not a curated record